AGCCCUGAAAGCACAUAACCAGCAGUUGCCCAGCCAUGGCAGAAGGGGACGUCACCACGUUCACGGCCCUGACCGAGAAGUUUAAUCUGCCUCUGGGUAAUUACAAGAAGCCCAAACUUCUCUACUGCAGCAAUGGGGGCCACUUCCUGAGGAUCCUCCCAGAUGGCACAGUGGAUGGGACAAGGGACAAGAGCGACCAGCACAUUCAGCUGCAGCUCAGCGCGGAAAGCGUGGGGGAGGUGUAUAUAAAGAGCACCGAGAGUGGCCAGUACUUGGCCAUGGACUCCGACGGGCUUUUGUACGGCUCGCAAACACCAAAUGAGGAGUGUUUGUUCCUGGAAAGGCUGGAGGAAAACCAUUACAACACCUACACAUCCAAGAAGCACGCAGAAAAGAAUUGGUUCGUUGGGCUCAAGAAAAAUGGAAGCUGCAAGCGCGGUCCUCGGACUCACUAUGGCCAGAAAGCAAUCUUGUUUCUCCCCCUGCCAGUCUCCUCUGAUUAGAGAAAUCUGUUCCGAGUGCUGAGCACUCCAGAGGAGCCUGAAGGGGUCCUCGCCGGUUGACCCCAGAAUGUUCCCUUGACCAUUGGCUGCGCUAACCCCUGGCCCACAGAGCCUGAAUCUGUAAGCAAUGCGCUUCUAAAAUGCCGUUCAUUUUCUCGCAGAGCCCUUUACCCCAGCACAGUUUGGAACAGAGGGGACCAAAUCGCUUCUAGGGGCCAACAGGCUGGUGGGUGUGGGUCUGGUUUGGAGGUCCAGUAGCCUCUGGGCGCCCGCUGCAGGCUGAGUCUCUCAGAGCAAAGGUGGGGCCAAAAGAAGUGCGUUCAGGGGGCCGCCGAGGGGG
Molecule: messenger RNA, 843 nt
Organism: Miniopterus natalensis
Lineage: Eukaryota; Metazoa; Chordata; Mammalia; Chiroptera; Miniopteridae
Gene: FGF1
Product: fibroblast growth factor 1
Molecular function (GO): growth factor activity
Source: RefSeq, a predicted model, not a curated record